AUGCUCUCUUCGUGCAGCCAUAACCGCACACUCCCCCCUUCUCUCUGGCCUCUACAUCUCUCACACGCACACUACGCCCACCUGAACCUCGAUUUCUAUUUCUAUCUCAUCACCGACGAGGCCACCGGAAAGAAGAAGCUGAAGGUGAACGCCUGGUUUAGCAGCCGGGUAACGACCGUCGCCAUUCGCACGGCGCUCAGCCACGUCACUAACCUGAUCAACGGCGUCAGGAAGGGUUACCGUUACAAGAUGCAUUUCAUAAACAGAGGCUCUGUUCCACACGCUCCGCCUGUUCAUCGUUUGUGGGAACUGGAAAUUUUGGAUGCCCAUUUCAGCGUCCUCUCGCAGCGGGUGCCGAGGGUUCUGCCGUGGAGGAGAAGUGUCACAUCCGCCAGCACGCACCUCAUCGAGACCUACCCCUCCCUGCAGCCCAAGACCGCCGUCUUCACCCACAACGACGGUCAAUCUCCUCCAGGCCACGGCACCGUCCCAAUCUUCUUCCAGGGCGUCACCUACAACAUCCCCGUCAUCAUGUGGCUCAUGGAUUCUUCCCCAGAAGAGAGGGCCAUUCAUAUGCAAGCUGAGGUUGCUACCUCGUGUAUGCAUUUUGCUGCUUCUCUUUUGCGGCUGCGCCAGGUGGUUGAUGCUAUGGCGGUUGAGAUGCAUGCGGGCUUGGCUUCCGAAGGCGGGUCAAAGCUGAAGAUGCUUCUCACCUAUAUCUGCGACCUCCCUACUGGGAACAAAAAGGGGAUUUAUUAUGCUCUAGAUCUCGGCGGUACCGAUUUUCCGGGUCUUGCGAGUAAAGUUAGAUGGCCAAAGGAGCUUUUUGAUUAUAUUGCAACAUCAUUGAAGGAUUUUGUUGAAAGAGAAGAAAAUGCUUCAGAGCCUUCACAAUCACAAGGGGAAAAAAGUAGACUUGGCUUCACAUUUUCAUUCCCAGUGAAACAAACUUCUUCAUCAUCAGUCAAACUGACGAAUGGAUUCUCUAUUGAUUACAUGGUUGUUAGGGAUGUUGCUAUGUGCUUCCAGGAGGCAAUAUAUCGGAAGGGCCUGAAUAUGCAAGUGGCUUCCCUU
Striga asiatica is the source of this 1074-nucleotide messenger RNA. The record is from the annotation of a GenBank genome assembly. Lineage: Eukaryota; Viridiplantae; Streptophyta; Magnoliopsida; Lamiales; Orobanchaceae.